AUGAUUGAGGAUUACAUACACCAUUCAAUGACAGUUGUACUUGCUGAACAGACAGCUCUUCGUCAAAUUGAAUCUAUAAUUAAUCAGAGUGGUAAAACUUUAACUGAUUAUAAUUUGCCUACAUUAGAUCAGUUAUUAGAUAAUGUCCUAGAAAAUGAUGAUGGAGAUAUUCAGGUAUUUAUUGAUGAAGCAAAUCGAGUUAGACCAUUAUUAAACGAUAAUCAGCGUACUGUAGCUGAUGCAAUCCUUGCUGCACUUAGUGAAGAACCUAAUAAUGAAAAUAAGCAUUCAAGAUUUUUCUUUAUGGAUGGGCCUGCCGGUUGUGCUGCAGGGACAGGAACAGCUGCAACUCUUCUUAACAAUGGAUGCACAUUGCACGGCUUAUUCAAACUUCCUGUUCCAAUUUUGGAAACUAGCACAUGUAAUGUAACUCCAAACUCCAUUCAUGGUAGAUUCCUGAAACAAGUUAGUUUAUAUUUACUCGAUGAAGCAUCUAUGAUAGCUAAACAUGCUUUGAGUGCCAUUGAUAAGUUAUUACAAGAUAUUUGUAAUAAUAAGUUUCCUUUUGGUGGUAAAGUUAUUCUUAUGGGUGGAGAUUUUCGACAAAUACUUCCAGUUGUGAAGAGAGGUCGACCAGCAGAUGUUCUUUUAAAGCUUGGAAGUGGAACAUUACCUGUCAAGCCUGAAGAUCCUUUGCAAGGGUGUAUUGAAAUACCUGAGCAGUGUUUUCUCAAUGAUAAUGAAUCUAUUGUGGAAAAGAUUUUUGGUGGUGCAAAAGAAGCUGAUUAUGCAAAACGUGCUAUUUUAACACCAACAAAUGUUGAUUCAUUGGCAAUAAAUGAAGAAGUCCUUCAUCGAUUACCGGGUGAUGUUAAAACUUAUUUAAGUUCAGAUAGCAUUGAAACUGAUGAUCAUAAUGAAAUUUAUAAUUUUCCAAAUGAGUUUUUAAAUACUUUGACUCCAUCAGGUAUGCCUGUUCAUUGCCUAAAGUUGAAAAUUGGUGCUGUUAUAAUGCUACUUAGAAAUUUAGAUCUCAAAGGUGGACUUUGUAAUGGAACACGUUUGAUGGUGCGUGCACUACACAACAAUUACAUUAAUGGUGAGGUUCUAACAGGUGUAUCAGCUGGUAACAGGGUAUUUGUUCCUCGAGUUCAAUUAGCUCCAUCAGAUUCAAAUUUACCUUUUACACUUAAACGUCAAUUUCCAGUUAGGUUAGCAUACUCAAUGACCAUAAAUAAAAGUCAAGGUCAAACAUUUGAUAAAGUAAAGGUGAUAUUGCGGAUUUAUAUACCGUCGGCUGGUAUGGCUAAUACUGUCUUCAUAAAGCUAUUAGCGACAACUUGA
Messenger RNA from Hydra vulgaris (swiftwater hydra), 1344 nucleotides. NCBI's taxonomy places the organism in Eukaryota, Metazoa, Cnidaria, Hydrozoa, Anthoathecata, Hydridae. The record is from RefSeq and is a predicted model, not a curated record.